AGAAGAAGAGGAAGCGGCAAAUCCCAGAAUUUAGAUAGCUUUGUCCGAUUCAUAAAAAUCCCUCCUUCCUUCUACUCCGACGGUCACUGCUACCCCCGUCGGUUCUUCACUUGCAGAGUUCGCCGGCGGCUACCUCGCCAUGUUCGCGCCGGCGAAGAGACCCAAACACCACCACUCCCCUCUCGACCGCAAGCUCCUCAUCUUGCCGAUCGCCUCCACCCUCGCAUUCCUCCACUACCUCUCCUUCUCCUUCUCCGCCUCCCAGCACGCCCGCCCGUCUCUCCACCCCGGCGGUUCACCGUCCGUCGCGGUCGCCGCCCAGUCUCCGAGAGCUCGGAGCUCGUCGCCGGGCUCGCAGCCUCACUCUCCCUUCGCGAACCUGACCUCUCCUGCUCCCAAUACGGGCGCUUCGUCUCCUCCGCCGGAAAAGGAGAGAAAUUUCGGUCCCUACCACGACCGGGUCUCUUUCGCUGCUGAUUUUCAAGAAAUGAUGCGCUCCUUCAAGAUUUACGUUUACCCAGACGCUUACAACUCCUCCUCUUCGGCGGCUUCUUCUUCUCCGUUUGCCAACAUUUUCUUGCCCCACGUCGACCCUUUUAACCCCAAGCUCGGCAACUACUUCAGCGAGCACAUGUUCAAGAUCUCUCUGCUUCGGAGCUCCCUCGUCAGUGAUCCCCGGCAAGCUCACUUCUUUUUCAUGCCCUUUUCCAUCAACAACAUGCGGAACGACCCCCGGGUGCGUCACGAGGGGACGAUAGCGGACUUCGUCGCAGGGUAUGUCGCGAGAAUCGGCCGGGAGUUCGGGUUCUGGAAUGCGUCGGGGGGCGCCGAUCACUUCUACGCGCACUGCCACUCGGUCGGCCGGGACGCCGCAUCCAAGCACCGGGAUUUGCUCAACAAUGCGGUUCAGGUCACUUGCUCGUCGAGCUAUUUCCAGAGGUCUUAUGUGGCGCAUAAGGACGUGGCGCUUCCGCAGGUCUGGCCGAGGAGAGAUGAGCAGGUUCUGAGACCUCCGAGUGAAAGGCACCGACUUGUUUUCUUUUCUGGGCGCAUCCAAAACUCUCACAUUCGCCAAGAGUUGAUAGAUACGUACCAAAACGAUACUUCCAUGGAUAUUUUUUCUAAAAGUCCUUUUCCUUAUGAAGAAGGUUUCAAGGGAAGCAGAUAUUGCCUCCAUGUGAAGGGUUAUGAGGUGAACACGGCGAGGGUCUGUGAUGCUAUAUAUUAUGGUUGCGUACCCAUUAUUCUUUCAAACUAUUAUGACCUUCCAUUUUCUAACAUCUUGGACUGGAGCAAGUUCUCCGUCAUUAUCAAUCAUGGGGAGAUAUCGUCCUUGAAGGAAAGACUAUUGGCUAUACCGACAGAAAUUUACCUCAGCAUGUACCAUAAUCUGUGCCAAGUAAGAAAACACUUCACGUGGCACGCAACACCAAGAGGUUACGAUUCCUUUUACAUGACUGCUUACCAGUUAUGGUUGAGGCGAGGCGUGCAUCGUCUGUUGCAUUGAUCACCUUCAAGUUCGUGAUUAUUUAGUGCAUACAUGUUGGCAGAACCAGAAACUUUUUGCUCUUUUAAUUUUCCUCUUUAAAAAUAGAUUGGUAUUUGAUAUUGCGGGAGAAUUGCUUGCUUCAGGCAGAGCUGACUGGACAAUGGUGAAAGUUAAACAGAACCACAUAAUAAUGCAGCUGCAAGUAAGUGUACAUACUUGCUUGUUCAAGAAAGGAUAUCUGUCGAUAGGAUAUGCAGAUCUGUUGAUAGGAUAUGCAGAUUUGGUGUCUGGUGGCAUGAGUCAGCCACUAUAUCUAGCACCUGCUCUGAGCAGUUUGGGAGUGGUAAUAUGCCAAGCUCUAGGCAUUAGAACUUUAUAAUGCAUUGUAAUAAGGAGCAGAUUUAUUUUCUAAUAUAGCUCAAGAAGCUUGCUUCCGGGAGUUAUUAUGGAAGAGUAAGUUUUCCAUUGUAUUUACAUUGCUCAUUUAAACUGUGUUGCUAUGUGAGUCUUGCUCUGUUCCUGAAAACGCAAAAAGGCUUGUUCCUUGCACAAAUAUCUGUAGCAGUUUCUGGUAGUCCAUCAAUCAUGUGAGAAUAUGCGAACUCAUCCAACAGCCAAGAUGUCCGAGUUAGCCACUUAUACAAGUAGAUCAAUAUGAAUGGUGGCUCAAUUAGGAAGCUAAAACCUAAAAGCCAAUAUACUGAUGGAAUGUGCAAAAGCUGCGGAACAAUGACGAUAGGAGACGAUGGCUUAGUGGAGAAUGAUGUUCAUCUCGAGGCUUUUCUUUUUGGGUCCUAUUUUCUGUGGUGCAGAAGGUUCAACAGGAGCAAGUAUAUCCAUGUUACAGAUUGUAAAGUGAAAUCAAGGGUCGAUGAGGAAAGGUUGUCAUGAGCUUCCAUGAACGGAAGAGACUUAUCUGCCUGAGAAUAAAAUCUUUUUUUUGGCCUAGGAUGACUAUGGAUGGUCUGCAAUCUGCAUCACUUCAAUCUAUGAAGCACUUAAUGAAAUGCAAUAACAAGGCCCUCAAUUCUUUCCCAAAAAUGCCCCUACUUAUUGCCAAGAACAGGUGCGCGCCAUCUAUAAUUUGAUUACAGUCCUCUUCAUAAGUUGAUCUAUGAAAUUUUAUAUAUGGAAGAAUUCUGAUAUUUCUGGUUCUUCUACUUAAAUUUCUUUCAUAUUCACUCGCACCAUUUAAUUUUAAACUAUAAAUACACUGCAGUUGGGGCACUUUGAGAUAUUUAUAAGCAAAGUUCUCACUUCUCAGAAAUAUGUGUUUUCACGGGUAGCACUUCACUGAAUUUUGCAACAAUCCAAGUUGAUGGAUUAUUUGGUUAAGCAGUCAAGGGUUAAUCAUUUUUUCCAGUAUGUUGUCUACAAUAAGGAAUUGUUGUGAGUAGUCUGCAGAUAGAUGACUGUGCAAAACAGAAUCUGUUGAAAGAAGAUGCUAAUGUUUAUACUUGAAGAAAGACUCAAUACCUAAAUCAUGAAGCCAACUGUCUCAUUAUCGUGCUGGGGGAGAAAGGUGAAUGCAUUAUCCACUUGUCACAGCGGUUUAGACAAGCAGAAGGAUAGCAAGGAACUAUGUGAUCAAAAUAAUACGACAACCAGUAUUUUCUGGUCGUUGGCUGAAAACUGCAUGGAAGGGUAAUUGACUACUUCCUGGAACCUUUAGUAGCGAGAUUGAUUUCGUAAUAAGGUGCUGUUGAAUUUUCUAUCUAUAUCAUAUAUUUCAAGUCGAGAAUCAGUUUCUCCAUAAUAAACAUGUGCAUGUCCCUUUAUCUCUUUGUAUUUGCAAUGACACAGGUGGUUCUUCUUUUAGGUUUACGCUUGAGUUCUCGACAUAAAUGAUUACAUGUCGAUAUGGCAAAGAAGUUUCUUCACAGCUGGCUUCUUGUAAGUGCUUCUUCCAUCACUCCUCUUGAUCACCCGCAUCUCUGGCCAUGUGAGCUGUGCUGCUGGAAGUUUAGAUGGUGUAAGGUGGAGGUUUUGCCAGGUCCUUGACAAUACCGCAGAGAAGGGCAUCGUCGGGGAUAUUGUACUCAUCUCGGAGAGAUCGCUCGGGGGAAAGAACACUAAUGUAAAGUUCUUGGCCCAGGUAGCGUCGCUCUGCCAACUCCGACCUCAAGUUCCACAUCCCGGCAUUAUCAAAUGUCAACAUGAUGGCCGCCCAUGAUUUAGGGAAGACCUGGACCGUGUGCCUGCUCACGGCGUCAAGGAGAUUGUAGCUCUUUCUCUUUUCUGGAGUCCACCUUCCUGGCUCAACACUGUUACAUGGUUCCAAAAAGAUUGCCGACAUUAUUACUCGCUUAAUAGCACAGUUACGAUUAUGCCCAUAAACAAAAAGACAUGGCGGCAGGUACUUACGCAACUGCAAAGAAGGAAUAUCCAUCAAGAUGCCAUGAUUGGAUGCUCUUCUCGUGGUUUUCGAAAAUGACCUCCACGAAAGUGCGGUAAGUGAUGUUGGCCACGUUUGGUUCCACAGUUAUCUUGUCUGAAGCUGUUGCUGGUGCAUCAUCAGACAUGGUGUCAUACUUGAAGAUUUUGUCUGCAACUCCAUAAUAUUCUGCAAGCUUUAGUGGGGUUGCAGGGUUUGCGUGUGAGAUUCCGUUUAUGGCAUAACGAAGCUUGCCUCCCUCCCUGCUGGCUGAGUUUACAAGCUUGAUGGUGCGAGUAAUGUUUAUCUGUCCAUAGUGGUAGGAACCCUGAGGGUUAGGCCUGGCUGCACUGGCCGUGAGAUUCCAGCGGAAGGAGCGGAACUGAUUGAGGGUCCAAGCCCAGCCCACGGGAGCCUCAGGAAGGACAGGCGAAGCAGGACCUUUGCCAUUAGUGUAGCUGAUAACAGCUGUGGUGGUGAGCACGGUCUUGGUGUAUCGAGUUGAGGCUACCAUGUAGUAGUCCUUUGGCUCUUUAUCAGCUGUGACAAGAACGGCAAAGCAUUGCCCAACAUGCACAUCGAGGGAGUCGUAGGAGUUCUGGAUCGUGUGGGACCCCUCCAUCUCAACAAGCUUCAUUGGGUGGCCUUGAAUCCUGAAGUUGAGGGAGUUCUUGAGACCGACGUUGCAAAUCCUGUAUUUGUAUGUCUUCCCUGGCUUCAUGGUGAAGAGAGGCUCUUCCUUGCCCUUGCUCUUGCUGGAUUUGCCAUUGAUGAGCACUCCAUCAGGUCUGCCGAGGGCUCUGCCACUGUCGAGGAACUUAUGGAGAGUGGUGUGGCUCUUGGAGUACCAGUCUCCAAUAAGGACGGUGUAAUCAUCCUCAGGGUCAGCAUAGGGGACGGGAAUAAGCAAACGGCUGUUCACGCGGAGGCCACCGAAUCCACCAGCUGCCCUGUGCAUGGCGGUGAUCGGGUAAUAGAUAUAGCUCCCAAUCUGAUCCUUAACUUGGAAGUGGUAUGUAUAAUUCUGUCCUGGAGGAAUUGGGCAGCUGGUCCCUAGCGUGCCAUCUUGCCACGAAUUCUUCCUUUGUUGGAUGCCGUUCCUGAAAACAAGCAAAGGAUGACGAAUUUGCUUAGCAUAUGAAGGAAUGCAUUUUUUGCGUUUUAUAAGAUUUACCAGGUGAGGAGGAAUGGCUCGUCUAGAUUGUUGAAAACAUUGAUGACGAUAUUGUUGUUGGUGGUGGAGUUGAUAUUCGGCCCGGGGAAUUGGCCGUUGAUGAGAAUGCCUUGCUGGGGGAUGCCCAGAGGAGAGAUGGUGCCGUAUGUGACGUUCCAUGUGAAGAACAAGUACGGGUCUUCGGCCCGGACCAUCAUUGCCCCGGCCGAGAGGCAUAACAACAGCAGUAACAUCACUCCACCCAUCUCUCUAGGUUGUUUUAAGAUCACUACUCUUAAUUUUAUUUAUCCAGACUAUUCUAUUUUGCAUGGAAGAAGACGGGUUUUCUUCUAUCACCAUGGGGAUUCAUCGAUGAGCUUUUUAUACAAGGAAAGCUGUGUAAGUUUUCUGGGAUUGUCAAACCAUUGAACAACCACUGAACCACCGUCAAUUUCUCUCUUUGCCACCUUUCUCUCCCUGGUUUGGCCUGCAACGGUCCUGUUAUCUUUGUCCAUAGAUAGAAUUUCGUUAGGGGACACCUUCAAUAUAACUGAAGGUUAACAGACACUCGAUUUUUUGUGGGUAAAAAGUCAUGCUGGAGCAAUAGCUCAAACAGAAAGUUUGACCAUUCUACAGCA
Molecule: messenger RNA, 5654 nt
Organism: Eucalyptus grandis
Lineage: Eukaryota; Viridiplantae; Streptophyta; Magnoliopsida; Myrtales; Myrtaceae
Product: probable glycosyltransferase At3g07620
Molecular function (GO): glycosyltransferase activity
Source: RefSeq, a predicted model, not a curated record